Molecule: messenger RNA, 1551 nt
Organism: Parastagonospora nodorum SN15
Lineage: Eukaryota; Fungi; Ascomycota; Dothideomycetes; Pleosporales; Phaeosphaeriaceae
Exons: 2
Coding region: 1-1551 (516 amino acids)
Source: RefSeq, a predicted model, not a curated record
AUGAGCGACACUUCCGCCACCAGCAUGGGAUCCUCAGGCUCCAGCGACCACGAAGAUUGCCCAUUCCACGACGAGCCGCACCAAGGCCUCUGUUACGCAAUCACAAAUCAAGGCAAUGCAUGCAAGCACCUAGCCAAGAUCUAUGAGUCCGGACUUCUUCCAGUCUGUACGAGGCACAACUACGCUGCAGACGACUAUAAGAACUCCAGAGCCGAGCUGCGAGCUGGGCUGUGUCAAGCUAUUUCAGAAUGCGGCCACACCUGCAACCGACUAGCAAAUUACUCCAACCCAUACCACUUUUGUGGGUACCACUCGAACGGCUCCAUCCACUUGCCAUGUCACAUCAUGCAACUCCCGACUGAGCUUCGGCUCAUGGUAUUUCGAUAUCUGUUUCCUGAAGAAGUCUCCAAUUACAGGGACCACGGAGUCGAAGUGGCUAUCCUCAAGGCAAACCGUCAAAUCCAUCAAGAAGCUUCGUCGGUGUUGUAUGGCGAGUCUUACUUUGAGACCGAAGUUCAUCCACAUUCGAUCAAACUGCAAGGCAAGCAGUGGAAACGCGACCCACCUGCUAAGUCCGAGGACAGUUACUCCUUGGAUUCGCUCUUACCUGGAAGCUCACGCCUGAUUCGCAACCUCAACAUACGCUUGGAGGUGGGCGAACAUCUACAAGCCCCGAGGGGAAUCGGCUCCGAUGGCAUCUCCCUCGAAGAUUACAUGCUCUACAUAUUCAGGGAUUCCGUCCGCAAAGUAGUCGACUACUUCACCUCGCACAGCACACGAACAGGUAGCCAGAAUGUCCUCAAGAAGCUGAAGGUAUUCUUCACCAAGCCGGUAUCAGGAGGUCGCCAUCUGUUCUUACAGGAGCCUAGACAAAACUCCAUCUACAUUGCAAACAUGCAAAAGAGGAAAGCGUACCCGAAACUUCGCGAGCAGUGGCUCAACGUCUCCAAAAACCCUGAAGCAUCCAGUGUAUUCAGACCGCAGAACCCCCAGCCCGCGGUGCGAAGCGCUCUUAACAAACUAGAUGCGUUAGUCCAGCUUCUGCGCAUGGAAAACAAGAACAAUUUCCAGCCGUGGAUGGCCUCGGCGUUCCGUGACAUGGCGCGCCCACUGCAUCUCGCUCGCGUGGCAUAUGAAAACGACGACUUGGCCAUGAUUAAUCGCAUUCUCGAGGCGAUCAAACUGCGCUGGAUCAACGCGAAUCGCAAGCAUCAAGCGUCGAUUCGCACCGUCAAGAACUCCAUUGCCGGCAUGCUCGAGUCCAACACAACAUAUGGUCAACACGACGGUGAUCUCCAAGGUGAGCCAUCUCUGGCAAUGUUGUACCCGGACGAGUUUGGAAACUUGGACCUUGAGCAACUCCGGCCGGUAUACGAUCACCUUCAACCUUAUUUGUGGCUGGAAAUCAGCGCUGAGGAUUCGGUCCCUAAACGUGGCGAUUCUGGUGUCGAGUGGAAGAUCGAAGGCGUGAGGGUGCGGGCUCGCAAAGGUGGCAGGGAAUGGGUCCGCUUGAAAACUCUUGAGGUAGUGAGGCAGUUCAGGUCGAUGUGA